This is a messenger RNA of Actinia tenebrosa (Australian red waratah sea anemone), 3444 nucleotides long. RefSeq lists its product as uncharacterized. The record is from RefSeq and is a predicted model, not a curated record. Gene Ontology annotation, molecular function: protein binding. NCBI's taxonomy places the organism in Eukaryota, Metazoa, Cnidaria, Anthozoa, Actiniaria, Actiniidae.
ACGAGUAUACAUAAACGUAAGAUGCAAAUCACGAAAACUAGAAAGAAAAGUACUAGAUUAGACGAAAUAAGAGCGAUUUUUUUGCUGAAAGAUAGCAGUGGUAUUUGACAAAAAAUUACAAGAAAUUAAAAUGAGCAAGAAGGAGCUUCACUCUAUGAAGAAACCACAAGAUCAUGACACUUCAAACCUUGGGACUUCAGCUAGUCUCAAUUCUGUAUCUUCCAACAAACAAGAUAAAGACCUUGUUCAGUCGCCACUAAAAGCAAGUUUUGAAUACCUGAAAGGCGAGAACUAUAAUAUCGAACUGAACUUUAUCGAAGGCGAUGAACAUCCAUUAACAGAACAAGGAAAUCUUGAGGCCAUUUUGAUGGCAUGUGAGCAAAUAAAACAAGACAAGAUAAGAAAUUGCAGAGAUCAAAUAUUCAAAAAGACUUUGGCUUCCUUCACGCCUUUACACGUCGCAGCAUUUUCUGGCAAUGCAGAUACAGCACGUCUUCUUGUACGUGAAAGUGGUAUUGAUAUCAAUGUUCAAGCUUUAGGUCAGCGGACACCAUUAUUGUUGGCAUGCGCUACUGGAAACAAUGAAGUAGCAAAAGUAUUCAUUGAAGAAAAAGCUGAUCCUAAUUUGGCAAGAGAAGAUAAAGUGACACCUCUUAUGCUUUCAGUACUGAUUAACGCCAAAGACAUAGUUGCUUUGCUAAUUGAAAAUGGGGCCAACAUAUCUGCUGAAGCCACAAAAGGGAGAACAGCAUUGCAUUUUGCAGCAGCAAAUGGAUUCAAAAGUAUACUCAAAAUGCUAUUGGAAAACGGAGGUGAUGUAAACGUGGUUCUGGAAGAGGGCUGUUCAAAUUUGCACUUGGCAUCGUUAUUUGGUCACACAAAAACAGCUUCACUAUUGAUCCAGAAAGGUGCAGCGUUGGAAAUGAAGGAUCAACAAGGGUAUACCGCAUUACAUUAUGCUACCCACAGUGAACGAAGUGAAGUGGCUGAAAAGUUGCUUGCGUGUGGAGCCAAUAAAGAUGCUGUGGAUAAGUUACACUUCACACCUUUUCAUCUUGCAGCACAAAAUAAUCAUAUAAAUGUGUGCCAUGUUCUAUUAAAGUACAAAGCGAACUUGAACUCCUUGGCCAAUGACAGAGUGACUCCUCUAAUGCUGGCUGUCUUUCAUGGUCAUUUAGAGACAGUACAGUUUUUAUGUAGUAACGGAAGUGUGUUGCAAGCGCGACACCAAACUGGCAAAACUGCAUUGCAUUUCGCAUCUCAACGAGGACAUCAUGAAGUUGCAAGGUACCUGAUAGAAAAAGGGAGCUACUUGCACACAUGUGACUUACAGGGUUACACACCAUUACAUAAGGCAGCUCAAAAUGGACACAAAAAGGUUUGCAAAGUUUUGCUUGAUCGUGGAGCAAAUGUCGACGCCUCCAACGACAAAGGGACGACACCACUGAUCGUUGCAGCAAAUUACGGUCACUAUAAGGUUGUAAAGUUUCUUGUGGAUAGAGGUGCUGAUAUUAAUGCAAGUCAUUCAUCGGGGACGACAUCACUUCAUUUUGCAGCAGAAAGAGGUCAUUCUGAAAUUGCAAAACUUCUCCUGGAGAAAGGGGCAGACGUGAAUGCCUGUGAUAGUUGGGGACUGUCAGCAUURCACAGGGCUGCCAAAAAUGGCCAUGAAUCACUCGCUGAGCUAUUUAUCAAAUCCAAUGCAAUCAUCAACUCGAAGGACAACUGGCAAUAUACACCAUUACAUCGUGCAGCAGAAAACGGGCACAGCUCGACGGUUGCAAUGCUCCUCGACAUGGGGAGUGAAGUUGAAGCAAGAGACAAAUGGGGAUUCACUUCCCUUCAUCGUGCAGCAUGUAACGGCAAAACUGAAACAAUUCAAAUUCUUCUCUCUGCAAAUGUAGAUGUGAAUGCACAGGAUUCACUGGGGUAUACCGCAUUGCACAGAGCAUCAGAAGGUGGAUAUUACGACACCGUAAAGAUACUAAUAAAAGCUGGAUCUGAUGUUAAUUGCCUUGACAACCAGGGUUUCAGCCCACUUCAUCGAGCAGCUGAAAAUGGUCACCAAGAUGUUGUGGAGAUGCUUAUUGAGUAUGGAAGCAAUGUCAACAGCCAAACGUACACCCUCAACUACAAAGCCUCAGCUCUGUCAUCAUAUGUGAAAGAUUCAAGCGUGGGAAAUCAGUCUGGGAACACAACGAAUGGAUUUAAAAAGGAGCCAAAUAAAACCAAAGGGCCAGCGGCACUUCUUUUAGCAGCACAGAAUGGCCACGAGAAAACAGUGGAGCUGUUGCUAAAAAAGGGAGCAGAUGCAGAGAUAACGGAUUUCUGGAAAUCCACAGCGUUGCAUAAAUCAGCAGAAGAUGGUAAGAUAAAGUCAGCUGAAUGCUUGAUAAAAUAUUUCAAUGAUGUCAAUCUCAAAGAUCGAUGGGGAUACACACCUCUUCACAGAGCUUCUGAAAAUGGUCACUCAAAGAUAAUCGAACUGCUGCUUAGAAACGGUGGCGACAUCAAAAGCGUGGACCAAUGGAAAUGCACUCCGUUAAUUCGCGCCGCACAGUACGGACACUACGAAUGUACAAAGCUGUUAAUCGAAAGUGGGAGUAGCAUGGACGAUACUGAUAAGUGGGGAUUCUCGGCGUUCUUAAGAGCUUGCCAAAAUGGCCAUACCAAAAUUGCCCAACUUCUUCUUGCUUCUGGUGCAGAUGAAACAAAAACAACGCGUGAAAAGACAACAGCAUUAAUGCUGGUUAGUUAUGGAGGAUUUUCUGACACUUUAGAAAUGCUCCUCGAAAGAAAAGCUAAUCCAAAUGCUGUCAUGGAUAAAGGCCUAACCGCGUUACAUUUCGCAAGUCAGAAAGGUCACGCGGCUGUAAUUCGGUUGCUGGCUACGCAUGGUGCCAAUGUGAACGCCGCUGACCAGUUUGGAUAUACACCACUGCACAAGACAGCAUUUCACGGUCACACCGACUGUGUUAAACUACUUCUACGUUUCAAUGCCAGGCUAGAUAUAACUGACAAGCAAGGAUGCACGCCGCUUAUGAGAGCUUCUCAAAAUGGCCACAAGGAUGUAGAAAAAAUCAUAGAAAACUACAAAACCAGAAAAUCUCAGAAAACCUGUCUUUGCGGCAAAAUUAUGUCCGAUGGCGGUGAUAAUAAGGAUUCCGUAUGCCAGGAAUGCAAGCUCAUGGGUCUUUAUGCAGUUUCAUUACCAUUUAAAGAGAAUAAAGACAACAUAGAACAAAAUGAAAGUGCUAUCCAUAUGGUCUAGUACAAACCUAUGAAAGUGACAGGCACAUACUGAUUAGGACUAAAUUAACCUAAAUUACCUAAAUUACAAAAAAACCUAAAUUACGCCGUGUAAAUUAAACCUAAGUCUUUGGCGGGAGUAAGCUAAAUAUUUUUUAAGUUCACUUCCAAAGAACUUUUUGCAGGAAGUCAGUG